CGUGACUGUUCGCAGAUAGCUCCAUGCGCAAGGGCUGUCCCGUUCUUGAGCUCGGAGCCAAGGACGACAGGCAGGUCCACUUGUUGCCUAACCCGCAUCUGUAAAGCAAAGCCUGUCCUCCCUCUCUCAUCUCCCUCUGCCCUUUUGAUCCCGCCCGUGCUUGCCUACCCGGCGGAGGGGAUUAUGUUAAGCUAAUGCGGCGGCCCCCUUUCCUCGGCUCGGUGUUUGCUCCUCCCCUCCUCUUCUUAUCGGCCUCUGGCGCUUUCCGGGCCUCGGAUUCUUUGUUGCGCUCCCCCAUUGCGCCCUGCUGCUUCUUCGCUUUGCAUCUGGGUUGAGCUGGAGCAUCGAUCCGCCUUGCUCGGCGGAGGCGGCUUCAGCUAGAAUCCACCGCUCUUUGGUUUGGUUUCCCCCCAUCAGAGCUUUGAAUCGGUUCUACUUUGUUUGCAUUUUGGAGUCUCCCAAAGCAAAAGUUUUCCCCUUUUUUGCUUGCAUUUGACAUGAGGAGAGACGCUGAGAUUUCCCACCUGUUCUAAGCAUGCUAUCCCUGAACAAAAUGCAUUUCCUCAAGUUGUAUUCCAGCAGCAACAGCUCCAGGAAUGGCUCCGCGGAACACCCCACCCGGACGUCCUCCCAGGGAAGCAACAAGGCCGGCCGGACGGGGAGGAUGGCCGAGUCGCCCACCGGGCUCAGCCCCAAGGUCGACCGCCGCUCGGCGAUGAGUGCCGAGAGAGAGAAAAGGAGGCCACCGACGACGAAGCUGUCAGAGCUGGAGUCCCAGCUGUCGCAGCUGCAGGACGAGCUCAAGAAGGCCAAGGAGCAGCUCCACUCCUCCGAGGUCUCCAGGAAGCGGGCCCUGCAGGAGGCCGACGACGCCAGGGCGCAGGCCACCGCGGCGUCCGCGCAGGUGCGCAACUCCGAGGCCCAGCUCGCCGAGCUCUCGUCGGCAGAGGAGGCCCGCCUCCUGGAGCUGCGCCGGCUGUCGCAGGAGCGCGAUCGGUCGUGGCAGUCGGAGCUGGAGGCCUUGCAGAAGCAGCACGCCGCGGACUCGGCCGCGCUGGCCGCCGCGAUGGGGGAGGUGCACCGCCUGCGCGUGCAGCUCGCGGCCGCGGCGCGCGCCGACCGCCGGCAGGACGUGGUGGAUGCUCUGGCCACCAUCGACGAGCUCAGGGUCAAGCUCAAGGCGAGCGAGGAGGCCGAGGCGCAGGCGCGCGCCAUGCACGAGGAGUGCAAGCAGCAGCUGGAGGCGAGCCGGGCCACGAUCGACUCGCUGCUCACCGACGGCUCCAAGCUGAUGGACUCGUUCAGCCUCGUGGUCAAGGAGCUCGAGGAGUCGCGCGCCAAGGUCAAGGCUCUCGAGGAGGAGGUCGCGGAGGCGUCAUCAAGGAUCGCCAGCGAGCGCUGCAAUUGCUCGGGCUCGGAGGCCGCCGAGCUGAGGUCGGAAUUGGAGGCCGCGGAGGCCAGGUAUCAAGAAGAGAAGAUCCUUAGCACCGUGGAGACGCAGUGCGCGUACGAGCUCAUGGAUCAGAUAAAGACCGAGUCCGACCUGCGGCACGGCAAGCUCGCCGCGGCGCUCGAGAGCGCCAAGUCCGAGGUCAUCUUCCUCAAGGCGAGCCUGUUCGACAAGGAGUCCGAGCUGCGGCGCGCCCUGGACGCGAACAAGAAGCUACAGUCCGAGGCAAGAACGGACAGCUCGGCUGACGCGCUGAAGGAGCAGCUGCAGGGCGCGCUGCAGGAGAACGGGCAGCUGAAGCAGGAGCUGCAUCAGUACGAGUCCGAGAAGGGCUCCGCGGCCGCGAGGACGCCGGAGGCCGACGCGGUGGAGGCGGCGAAGAAAGGGGAGAUGGAGACCGAGCUGCGCCGCCUGCGGGUGCAGGCCGAGCAGUGGCGCAAGGCCGCGGAGACGGCCAUGGCGCUGCUGACGGUGGGCAAGGGCGGGAACGGCAAGGUCGUGGAGCGGAGCGAGUCCUUGGAGGGCGGCAAGUACGCGGGCCUGUGCGAGGACUUGGACGACGACGCGGCGGCGAGGAAGAACGGCAACGUGCUGAGGAGGAUCAGCGGGAUGUGGAAGAAAUGAGAGGGGCGAUCGGCCAGCUGAGCGGCGGCGGCGGCAGCGGCGGCGUGGCUUGUACUGCUGCUCCAGGGAGCCCUGGGUCUCUCAGGUGUAAUCGUUUUGCCGGUGCGUGUGGUGUAAAAAACAUAGUACAGUGCUGUACUGGUUGGGGUAAACGUGCUCAUAGCUGUAUUAUACAACGUGGUAUAUGGAGGAUCAAUUCAUCCGGGUGUGCAGGUCGUGGUAGGGGUCUCU
Panicum hallii is the source of this 2305-nucleotide messenger RNA. RefSeq names its product interactor of constitutive active ROPs 2, chloroplastic-like. The record is from RefSeq and is a predicted model, not a curated record. The coding region runs from base 536 to 2074 and encodes 512 amino acids. The transcript is spliced from 3 exons. Lineage: Eukaryota; Viridiplantae; Streptophyta; Magnoliopsida; Poales; Poaceae.